Ceratotherium simum simum (southern white rhinoceros) is the source of this 2266-nucleotide messenger RNA. RefSeq lists its product as uncharacterized. The record is from RefSeq and is a predicted model, not a curated record. Gene Ontology annotation, biological process: regulation of DNA-templated transcription. Lineage: Eukaryota; Metazoa; Chordata; Mammalia; Perissodactyla; Rhinocerotidae. Gene Ontology annotation, molecular function: RNA polymerase II cis-regulatory region sequence-specific DNA binding; DNA-binding transcription factor activity, RNA polymerase II-specific.
UUUGCAAAUCGCCUUUGGCUUCCCACAUCUCUUCCUCUCCACUGUGUAGAUAUGACAGCUUUGUUGGAGAUCGAGGAUUAAGCACAUCUAAAGUGCCCACAGGUCCCGGAUCCAGGAGCAAGAUACGUCAAGUGAAGUGAGGAGGAGAUUUCAAGACCUGGAUAUCAUCAUUUGUGGGGACACCAUUGACCAGAGACUAAGAUUUCUAACCUGAAAUUUAGGGCAGUUCAAGAAAAGACUAGAGACACAGCAUCCGAGUUACUGGCCAUUUCCCAAUAACAGAAGAAAAUGAUCAAGGACCAGGAAUUGCUGACACUGGAGGAUGUGGCUGUGGACUUCACUAGGGAGGAGUGGCAGCUCCUGGCCCCUGCUCAGAAGGACCUAUACCGGGACGUGAUGUUGGAGAACUACAGCAACCUAGUGUCAGUGGGGUAUCAAGGCAGCAAACCAGAUGCACUCUCCAGAUUGGAACGAGGGGAACCAUGGACAAUGGAAGAUGAAAUCCACAGUCAAACCUGUCCAGAAAUCAAGAAAGAUGAUGGUCAUCAACAGGUGCACUUGCACAAUCGAAGAUGUCUAAAGAGAAUGGAACAAUGCCAUAAACAUAAAGCAUGUGGAAACGUUCAUCAGAGUACAAGUAAUUUUCCUUCAUGGCAAAAAGAUAUAUCUGACUUACGCGGGAAAACUUUGAAAUCAAAUUUAAGUUUAGUCAACAAAAACAGAAUCUAUGCAGUAAAGAACCUUGUUGAAGUUAAUGGAAAUGCAAAAUCCUUCCUCCAUGCAAAGCAUGAGCAAUUUCGUACUGAAAUUAAAUUACCUGAAUGUGGAAAUUCUAUGAAUGCAAAUUCACAAUUCAUUAAGCAUCAAGGAACUCAAAAGGUAGAUAAACCCCAUGUAUGCACUGAAUGUGGGAAAGCCUUCAUCAAGAAGUCUCGCCUCAUCGAUCAUCAGAGAGUCCAUACAGGUGAGAAACCUCAUGGAUGUAGUAUAUGUGGGAAAGCCUUCUCCAGAAGGUCCAAGCUCAAUGAACAUCAGAAGACUCAUGUAGGAAAGAAACAGUAUGAAUGCACUGAAUGUGACAAAGUCUUCCCCAAGAAAUCACGGCUACUUAUUCAUCAGAAAAUUCAUACAGGAGAGAAACCCCAUGUAUGCAAUGAAUGUGGAAAAGGCUUCAUGAAGAAGUCUUGGCUCAUUAAUCAUCAGAGAGUUCACACAGGAGAGAAACCUCAUGGAUGCAGUCUGUGUGACAGGGCAUUCUCCAGAAAGUCCAGGCUCAUUGAGCAUCAGAGAACUCAUACGGGAGAAAAACCAUAUGAAUGCACUGAAUGUGACAAAACAUUCCGCUGGAAAUCACAGCUUAAUGCACAUCAGAAAGCUCAUACGGGAGAGAAAUCAUAUGUAUGCAGUGAGUGUGGAAAAGGCUUCAUUCAGAAGGGCAAUCUCAUUGUACAUCAGCGAACUCACACUGGAGAGAAACCUUAUAUAUGCAGUGAAUGUGGAAAAGGUUUCAUUCAGAAGGGCAAUCUCCUUAUACAUCAACGAACUCACACUGGAGAGAAACCAUAUGUAUGCACUGAAUGUGGGAAAGGCUUCAGCCAGAAGACAUGCCUCAUAUCACAUCAGAGAUUCCACACUGGAAAGACUCCCUUUGUAUGUACUGAAUGUGGAAAAUCCUGUUCACACAAGUCUGGUCUCAUUAAUCAUCAGAGAAUUCACACAGGAGAGAAACCCUAUACAUGCAGUGACUGUGGGAAAGCUUUUAGAGAUAAGUCAUGCCUCAAUAGACAUCGGAGAACUCAUACAGGAGAGAGACCCUAUGGGUGCUCCGACUGUGGGAAAGCCUUCUCCCACUUGUCAUGCCUUGUUUAUCAUAAGGGAAUGCUUCAUGCAAGAGAGAAACCUGUAGGUUCAGUCAAGUUGGAGAAUCCUUUCUUAAAGAGUCACAGCUCCUCAUAUUCAAGUGAACUCAUACAGGAGAAAAACCCUGUUAAUACGGUGAAUGGGCAAACACCUCCUGUGGCAGCUCAGACUUCAUUCCAUGUCAGUGGGCUCCUAGCAGAUAGGAAGGUAGCCAUUGUGGGACAGCCAGAUGCCAGAUGUCCAUCGUCAGCAGAUAAGGAAUGCACAGAGAAACCUUAUGAAUGCAGUGAAUGUGGUAGUGCCUUCUGUGAUCAGUUACGUCAUAUUUUAUGUCACAAAAAACACUCAGGAAUAAACUGUGGUACAGUCAAGGUGGAAAACCCUUGAAUAAAAGCUUUUAGCUCAU